AUGAAUCCCCCCAAAGAGAAGGAACCCCUUCGGAACUGCAGAGACCAGGAAGAGUCGAGCGCCCUACCCUAUACCCCUCACCCAGAAAACUACGUCAAAGUGAAUAAGUCAAAGUAUAACAACAGCGGAAAUUACCAUCAUAAGCAGACGAGAGAAAGUCAGGGCAGUUCGAAUGAUUAUGUAAAUUAUAAUAAUUACUCUUACAUGUGUAACAACACCGGUGGGAAUUACAACCCAGGAAAGAUACAUCACCACCAGUAUGCCAAUGGGAGAUACCACAAGAUGGGUUACAACGAAGGGAAUGGCGAUUACCCACCCAGGGGUAGAACUUAUCGCAGCAACAACGGGGUGAAUAACACCGUAGGCACCGGGAUAUGCGAGGAAGAGAUAGUGCACCCACAUUAUAAUAGAAGAAACGGAGGAAAUCGCUACCAUGACGGUGUAGCAACAGCCACUGCGAAUGGAUUCAAAACGGUGCCAAAUGAUGCACAGGGGAGGGGUCCUAACGGGGUGGUAGAAUCGAGCGGAGUGAUAGAAAAAGAGCCCGAUGUGGAAGGAAUGAAUAAGGACAUGUACCCAAAUGGAAAAGGCCCAAGUUGGACACAUAGAACGAACAACUGCAUGGGGAAAAGUUACCCUUCCAGGAUGGCGGCGCCGAGGAGUGGCGCGGGAGACUACGCCGGAAAGGCCCAAUCGCCGCUAAGCCAAAGUGGCCAUCAGAGUGGCCAACAAAAUGACCAACAAGGUGACCAACAAUGCGCCGUCCCAAACGGAGUGGAAGUCAAAAUGAAGGGCGGAAUUGAGAGUCAACAGGAGAACCACCACGUUAUGGAGUGGGACAGGGACAACCCAAACGCCUUUUCCACCAAAGGGAGGAGAAGAAACAACGGUCGCUACAUGAACGCAUAUAAGGGCGGCGCGAAUUACGCCCAUAGCUCCGUGGGCAAUCGCUCCUCGAACUACUGCGGCGGGGGAAACUUCAGCCACGGCUACGGUCAAGGUGGCGGCAAAGGCAGCGGCCAAAGUAGCGGCUACGGGUACAACCAAAAUUACGGCCAAAAUUAUAACCAUAAUUACAGCCAAAAUUAUAACCAUAAUUAUAACCAAAAUUACAACAAAAAUUACAACCGGAGCUACAACAAUUACAAUCACAAUCAGAACCACAACAGUCACAACAGUCACAACAGUCACAACAGUCACAACAACCACAACAACCACAACAACCACAAUAACUGGGGCCAUCACAACAGCUGGAACCACCACGGCGACAACCAGGGGGGAAGCCAAAGUGCUAACUGCGAAGCGAGGGCAGCUGCCAAGGUCAGCAGCGGUGGAGAAGAACCACUCAGUGAAGGCGUUGACAGUUGCCUAGUGCAGAAGGAAGGGGCUGCAGAUGGUGGCGUAUCUACGAACGACAAUUGCCUCGAUGUUAGCUCCCCAAGCAACCAGUUGGAAGGCACAGGGAAGACGGAUGCAGUCCAAGGAGGCGACCUGACUAAAGGAGGCUGCAACGAAAGGAAUGGCUCGUGUGGUAAACCUUCCGAUGGAGAAGUGGACACACAGGUGUGCUUGAAUGUAGAACAGGAUACAAAUCAGCAGAGCGACAAUUGUGAUGUUGUAGAGGUGUGUAGGAAGGACCAGUGUAGCAGUAAAGAAGGUAUGCACAUCAGGGAAAGAAACCAUGUAAUGGACAGCACUACUUAUGUGCAGGCAAAUAAUGGAGUCACGGGGAAAAACACCAAUGACAACUACUCACCAGUCCCGUUUAAUAAGAACUGUUUAGGUAAGAAGAAGGCGCUAAACAGAAGUUACCCCCCUGUGUAUAGCUCCAACUAUGAAAUUAACAUCAAUGGAAAUUUCUGGAGGGGAAAGAAUAAUACCCUGUGCAAUGGCAGUACUAGUGGAGCUCGUUCAGAGGACUGGAAUGGGAGGGACCCAUUUCGAGGGUCAUCCACGACAACACCUCAUAAGGGUUACAAACAUAAGGAACGUAUGAACGGAAGUGUAAAAUCGCUUGUUGAUAAUGACCUGGUAACGAACACCCAAGGGGACUACUUACAAAAUGUGACGCAGUUGGACAGUGGCCACUCGUUUGAUGAGAAUAACACCGUAACGAAAGAGUAUGGGGUGUCUGAGAAUGGAGACCUUCAGGUGAGGAAUGUUGGUGGUAGGACAUUGAGGGAGGAGCUUCAUCAUCAGGAGGAGGAGGAGUUUUACGUGGAUGAAGUGUGUCCAGAUGGGAAGACGACCAUAGGGGAAGAAGAUACCUUGCGGAAAAACCUACCUGCGACGACUAUAUCGAACGGUGUAGGAGAGGCAGCACUUGUGUGCGGUGAGGAGAGACAGUGCUUGGAUGAUACAGAAGGAAGUCAUGGUGGUGGCGAUCGGUCGCGGAACCCCUUUCCGAGGCGCCUUUCCAAUCGUAUCGCAAAGUGUGAGGGGGGAAAGACGGACACAGUGGUGGGGGGUUACCCCUCAGGGAGGGGCGACUACUACAACCAAGUGAGUGGGAAGUAUAACCAGGGCGGAGCGCCCUCUGUGCAUCCAUCGCAAGAACCACAAGGAAUGUACAAAAGCGGGGCAUAUAAAAAGCAAAACAGUGUGUUUCCCCCAAACGCGCUUAAGAAACAUGGAAGGAAUUUAAAAGGAGGCAAAUCUCAAUUCCCCAGCAUGCAUGAAUGUUUCUUUUCAUCUAAUAAAGGGAAGGGAGGGUCUACUCGGAGAAGUGAACCCGUUGGAGUAGACGAAGUGGAUAGGAAGUUCCCUCCUGGCGAACCAAUGUAUGGCAUGACAAAUGAGGGGAUAGUUUUUGUAGGAGAUUCCAGCUACACAAAUGGUUCUCCCUUUUGUGUUAAAAGUAAGAUGAUGCUAUCGAGUAAAGGUGCAGUGGAAGGCUGCCAUUACGAACAGAAGGACGAGUUCUCCCCCACGACGGACAACACAACAAUGAAUUUUUACAGAGCGGAAUUGAAGGCGCUCAAGGAGGAUGUUCAAAUCUGUGACAGGAGUUCAACUCGAGAUAAGGAUUCCAUUUUGGUGAACCCUAACCUAACCCAUGUUAGGAGCAGUGUACAGCUUAACUCGAUGAUGGCGAUGAAUGGCUGGAGGAAAGAACCCAUCCUAAGGAGGCAAAAAAAGGGAACUGCUGCGGACAAAUUUAAACGAUCCAUCAUGGGGAGAGAUGCCGGGGAUAGCAGAAAGGGGAGAGGCGGGGUUGGGGGCUUGGUCAAGGAGGAGCACAUCAUGGUGCAUAGCGGUAACGCGCAUGAUGUGGAGCAGCAUCACGGUGAACAGAGACUAAGUCAGGCGAAGGCACCAACUACCCCCCCAAAGUACCGUAGGUCUAGAUCGGAGAAUAUACAUUACUGCCACAAUAACGACCUAAAACAUUUAGAAGUGGCCAUGAUGAAGCCCCACAUGGAAAAGUUCAAGCGGACGGUGAAUGUCAAUGGGUUCAGAACCCUUUUGCAAAAGGUUUUAAUUAGCUACGUCGAUGGGGAUGUGGUGGAGGGGGUAUCCACAAUGUUGGGUUCACCCAAUGAGCAAGUAAAGGAGCAUCAGAGUAGGAAGGUCCAGUACACAUUUGGUGAAGCAACACCUGCUUGCAGUUACGUGGAGGGUGUGAAAGGGGGAUGCUCUGCAGAAAAGGAAGUGACAGUCGUCAGGCAAAUCGGUGCAGUUAAAACGGACAAAGCGAUUUACGUUUCCCGAGAUCAUCUUAACUAUGGUAGUAAUAUAAAAACGCAGAACACCUUUCUUUGCUUAGCCUUCGAGAGGGCCCUCCGUGUGGACAGGGACCCCAAGACAGAUGAGGACGAUGCGGUGGACCGCGAUACGGCGGAGCGCCAUACGGAUGAAGCGAAGUGGGAGGAAGACAAACGGAUGAGUUGUAGCCAUGGAGAGGAGGAGGAAGAAGUAGUAGCCCCCCGUGAGGGAGUGGUCAGAGGAGCGUUCCUGAGCAGGAAGGACUGUGUGGGUGGCGGCGACGCGUGCGCAGGGAGUAGCCGUGUAAGCGUUCAUUGCGGCAGAGUAGGAGGAAACUACGGUGAGCGCAGCCAUUACAGUGGUAGAGGUCACCACCGAGGAGGGAGGGGUCACCAUGGAGGAAACUACGGUAAGCGUGGAAACUAUCACCGAGGUGACAUGCACAACGAAGUGGUCACCAGAAACAACCUGUUCAAGUGUAUCCCCCAGGAAAAUACUCCCUUAAAGAGUAACCUAACGGAUGGCAACACCUCCCACAGUUACUCCAAGAAUGAAGUACUGGGGAACAACAGCUAUGGGGACAAGGGUCUAAUUCAAAAUGAUUUUGUGUUAAGUAGAAUAUCACCCACAGGGACGGGUACCACCACCACGGCGACCAUAACGACGAUGGACACAAGUGCUUCCAACUGUGCACACUCCAAGGUGCACAUGAACGGUAGUGGUGGAAGAAUGGUUAGGCAUAUGAUCGGCCAGAAGGGUUUCUUCGCCCACCUCCCUGAACGACGCAGGAGAAAUAUAAACACAUCGGACUACUGCUACAUGAAUGGUCAGAAUGACUCUUCCAUGGAGAACUACCAACCCCAGGGGUGCAGUGUUGGGAGUGGCGGCCCUAGCAGUGGUCAAAAGGGAGGCCAAAACAGCAGCUACAAUGACCAUCAGGGAGGAAGCGAAGUUGAGGGCGUAAACGACAAUUACGGCUUUUAUGCCAAUCACUUUGGAGGUGGUGAACAUUCAAGAGGAGAGAACACUGUAGGUGGUGCAGAUGCACUGGACAGCGUGCGAGACGGUAACGGAUAUACAUUCAAUGGGGGGUACGAACGCCACAACCACAGUCACAUGAAUGGCUUUACUCAACGAAGGCAGCAGAGAAACGGGACCGCCAGUCAUUAUAGAAUAGGGGGGCACCAAUGGACCAACCAACCCACGAACAGCAACACAGGGAAGAAUAGAAGUCAUUUUAAUAAUUACAUGAACAGAAACGGGACGAUGCCAAACAGUCGUUUCUCCUGUCAGAGGAAUGUCGCCACGGGGAACCUUUUUUCUUAUGCCGAUGAGGGAAGCAUGCCUCCCCACCACAGUAGUGGUAGCACGCCUUUUAGCAGUGGUAACGCGCCGUUUAGCAGUGGUAACGCGCCGUUUAGCAGUGGUAACGCCCCGUUCAACGGUGGCAACGCCCCAUUCAGCAGUGGCCCUGUUAAGGCCGGCUCAGGGUUCGAUCCUAAUGGGGGCUUGAUCAACCCAGGUAACAACGGAGGCAGUGCCAGUGGAGGGUAUCAUUAUAACGGCGGUUGCGAACCGACGUUCAAGUCAGCUACCCAUACGGUGAAUGGGCGGACAAAGGGUAGGAAUGCUUCGUACGUAGGUGGUGGGUACGGGGCUAACCAUGCAUUCAAUUAUGGAGCAAAUUGGUCCCCCCCCGCUGUCGCCGGCCCUAGUACAUCAUCCCACUUUGCAGCCACCACAACGAAUGCCCACCAAAGUACACACGGAAAGGGAAACAACCAUGUGAACGGGGAUGGCUUGAACAGCGUGCCCACGUUAGAUGAGAUCAAGUGUGAGGACACCGAGGUGGUAAUUAUUAACAACCCAUUGGAGAAGACACAACCAUGUACCAUGGUAAGUAAAAAGUGGGUGAAUUAUGGUGCCCACGCUGGAACGCAUUAUAGAAGCGACAGGAGAAGAACGCAGCCAAGUCCGCAUGAGGAGAAAGAACAUGUGAUGUAUAACGGAAGGCAAGACGUAAUUGACAGGGACGAUAUUGACCCUGUGAGGGAAGCGGACCAGGGAAUUCAUGCUGAUGAUGGAGUGAGGAGCAAAAGUAGAAACAGGUGGUCGAGAGGUGUGGAAGGAAUCCCUUUCCGCAGGGAUACGAGAUCGGCAAAGGGAGAAAAGAAAGGCGAUGUUGGCAUGGAUGUUGCACAUGGUAACAGUGGAGGUCGUGGAGGAGAGGGAGAGUCUCUAAAGGGGAAUGACUCACUCAUAGGUGACCGCCUCGGGGAGGAAGGAGAAAAUGAAGGGAGAGAUAAGGAGGAAAGCCGAUUUAAGAGGAAGAACCAGCUUCAUCUUCAGCAUCAUCUGCAGCAUCAUCCUCAACAUCAUCUUGUGCACGGAGAUGUGCAAGCUAUGCGAAACAAGAAAGACGGUCUGCGUAGAGGUGAUUUAUUAGUAGGUGGUACUACUACCACUCCCUGUGAUGGUGGGAUGGACGUUGAUGUGGCCAAGGAAAGGAAGUGCGUGGACAUGGUUAGAGGCAACCGAACAGAUGGAAUGCCCCCCCAUUUUGAGGUCGUCCUUGGUGAGGAAAACGGCGCCUUCAAAGGGGAAGCCAAGCAGAGGGAGAGGAAAGACAACACAGAGACGAACCACUUAAGGAGGAUCAGUCGAGGAGAAUCGAGCGAUAGGAAGGUGGGUUAUGCUAACUCAUCGCCGCCACGUCAGCAGGUAGCGAAUAAAAUGAGAUCGCCGAAGCAAGGGGGUGACAGGAGCGAAAUGAAAAGUGACAGAGCAUACACCAAUUAUGGACCACAUGGAGAUAAUUUGAGGGACACCAACAACGUUUCAACGAUAGAACCCGUUCUUUGCAGCUUGGAAGGAGAGAAUGCAUAUGAUCAUAAUGAUCCCACGGAGGAAGUUCACCAACUCGACCCCAUCUCGCGCGACUACGAGAUGUGUGCAACUGACCAAGAGCAACUAAUCGUUGGAGAAAACCCCCACUGUAGUGUUGAUUUGUGUACCCAGGAGGAGACGGGUUCCCUCCCUGGUGGGGGUGGCAGAGGAGAGGCAUACGAGAGUACUACCAAUAGGGGGAGUUACCGACGGAAGAAUAAAAACAGAAAAAGCAUGUACGAGAAAGGUAUGAAUGAUACAGGUGCAUACAAUAACAGAGUUAGCAAACCUGCAAGGAGCAGAAAGAAGUGA
Molecule: messenger RNA, 6903 nt
Organism: Plasmodium fragile
Lineage: Eukaryota; Apicomplexa; Aconoidasida; Haemosporida; Plasmodiidae
Exons: 1
Coding region: 1-6903 (2300 amino acids)
Source: RefSeq, a predicted model, not a curated record